Leishmania braziliensis MHOM/BR/75/M2904 is the source of this 1716-nucleotide messenger RNA. RefSeq lists its product as hypothetical. The record is from RefSeq and is a predicted model, not a curated record. The transcript has a single exon. NCBI's taxonomy places the organism in Eukaryota, Euglenozoa, Kinetoplastea, Trypanosomatida, Trypanosomatidae. Bases 1 to 1716 code for a protein of 571 amino acids.
AUGUUGUCGCUUCUUAUCAACCAGUGUGGCGCCAAGGCGUCGGACCUCCCGCAGCUGGUGCGAUUGACUGAGCUGAUUCGCGCUGAGAAAGAAGGGGCUGCUGGCGGUUUCACAGCGGCGCCCACCCCACUCGCCACCCAGACACCCCUUCCUCCACCUCUGUCCACCGAACCCGGUGAGGUUACCCGCGUUGCAGGGCAGGCAGCGAAGUCGACCACCCUGUCCGUGCUGACAUCCGCCAAAGACCACACCGCGCUCGGUUUCUUGCUACACAACUGCGCUAGCCCAGCAGAGCAGUCGCAGUGCACGAUGCUGCAACAGCUGUAUGGCUUGCUCCUCGCGGAGACGCACGAGGGAGGUGCUAGCGAGUCGGCCGAUGGGAGCUUCUCCCCGCUCAGGGUCAAGCCCUCAACAGCAGUGCCCGUUCAUCCUGCCACCACUGUUGCGGCAGGCGCAGAAAGGGCAUCACAUAGACAUCAUCAUCCAGUGUCCUCAGACGCCAUUGCUACGCAUGAACAACAGAGUGAUGCCACCACCACCGCGCCAUUGUCUGCACUGCUGGAUUCAGCUCCUCUUCUUCCGCCGAGCAUUCCAGUGCCAAUUUUGCCAGAUCCCGGCAACUGGGAGGGGGCCGUCGCUUUUUGCCCUGCUGAGACGGCGGCACCGACCCACCCAUCGACCCCGCCUGUGCCGAUGCAUCUGGUGUCUGCUGUCGCCGUAACCGGCAUUGCAGCCGUGGCGGCCGACAGAAAUGCGAUGCGUGAUGGAGCCGACGCACUUCGAGCCAACUCGCCCCUUCUGCCCUCGUCAAGUGCGGAGUUGCCGCCGAACGACGACGACGAGCAGGCUGAACGCAAUCGUGAGUCAGGCGUUGUACUGUUUCCUGCUCCUGCUUCCUGCACUGACGAAACGUCUGCUGCACACGCAACUCACGUGGAGCCUGCUGCAGGUGAAGGUGGACGCGCCGAGUUGGGGGCUGCCACCCUCCCGCUGCCACGCUAUCCGCCGCACCCGUCCUUCUAUGCUGGUCGUAUGCCGUGUCCGGUCAACGAGGCGCUCGCUGCGCGCAACAGUGCGACUCUUCGGCUGCUCGCGGGUUGCGGUGCGACUCGUUGGGCAUCUUCCCUGUCGCCGACGUCACGCCCCACAUCCGGGCCUGCGAAGCGCUUCACUUCUGGGCUCUACGGACGAGCCAGUACACCGCGCGGUGGGGCAUUCUCGUCGCCCAUACCCUCGCAGCAACAGCGCUAUACACCGCAUCCACCUCAGACGCUCCCCAUCAGGGGCGGUGUAGAAGUUAUCCGAGCUCAUCGCACUUUGUCGGAGAGAUCACUUCUUCCAGUGCGCCCAGCCGAGCCGUGGCAGGCAGUGGACACUGUUCGUGUCUCGUCAGCACAGGGGCGAGUGCCUCUGCUUGCACAGGACGUGGCCCCACGGCUGAGGUUCUCUACAUCCACGCCGCACCACCAUAGGUACCAGCGUCGAGUUACUGGCGCAGAGCCACCGCGCCCCCCUUGUGCUUUCCCAUACAACCCAGCGACCAUAUCGUCUGGGGUGCUGCCUUGUGUCCGCCCUUUUCGCCGCCGCUCCUCCCUUUCCCAAUACGUUAGGGACAACAGCGACGCGCCCACUGUGGAGCCUUUCGCUGAUCUGAUAGUAGUCGGCGUGCGCAUCCAUCUGCCCUCUUUACACCCUACCCGCCCGCGCUACUCGUAA